Messenger RNA from Cyprinus carpio (common carp), 1533 nucleotides. Its product is annotated as zona pellucida sperm-binding protein 4-like. The record is from RefSeq and is a predicted model, not a curated record. NCBI's taxonomy places the organism in Eukaryota, Metazoa, Chordata, Actinopteri, Cypriniformes, Cyprinidae. Gene Ontology annotation, molecular function: acrosin binding; structural constituent of egg coat. Gene Ontology annotation, biological process: prevention of polyspermy; binding of sperm to zona pellucida. Gene Ontology annotation, cellular component: egg coat.
AUUAGCUGUUAGACAAUGGCUGGAAGUUUGUGGUUGGUUCAGGUAUUGGCACUGUGUGCUUUCUGUCAUGCUCUUCCAAAAUUGAGUAAAUUAAGGAAAAUGCCCCAAAACCCUCAAGCUCUGAUGCUCCAGCAAACUGACCAGUGGAUUCAGAAGCCAGUUCAACAGAUUAAUCAGCAGUUUCCUCAGAAGUUUCAGAUUCAGAAGCCUGUUCAACAGACUAAUCAGCAGUUUCUUCAGAAGUUUCAGAUUCAGAAGCCUGUUCAACAGACUAAUCAGCAGUUUCUUCAGAAGUUUCAGAUUCAGAAGCCUGUUCAACAGACUAAUCAGCAGUUUCCUCAGAAGCUUCAGAUUCAGAAGCCAGUUCAACAGACUAAUCAGCAGUUUCCUCAGAAGCUUCAGGUUCAGAAGCCAGUAGCGAAGGCUGAGCCUUUGGACAAAUGUGCUGUAGCUGAUUAUGAGCAGAUCCAAUGUGGACAGCCUGGUAUCAGUAGUGCUGAAUGUGAAGCUAUCAACUGCUGCUUUAGUGGACAGCAGUGUUACUAUGGGAAGGCAGUGACUGUCCAGUGUAUAAGAGAUGGUCAGUUUGUGGUAGUGGUGGCUAGAGAUGUUACACUGCCUCGACUGAGUCUGGAUUCAGUCAGUCUACUGGGAGGAAGUGACCCACCUUGCAGUCCUGUGGGGUCCACACCUUCCUUUGCUGUAUACCAGUUCCCUGUGACUGCAUGUGGCACAAGAGUGAUGGAGGACAGUGGUUAUGUGGUGUAUGAGAACAGCAUGACCUCCUCGUAUGAAGUGGGGAUGGGACCAUUUGGUUCCAUCACAAGGGACAGCCACUUUGAGCUUCUCUUCCAGUGUAGGUACUCUGGCACUUCUGUGCAAGCUCUGGUUGUGGAGGUUAACACUAUUCCUCCACCUCCACCAGUGGCUGCCCCUGGACCCCUCAGGGUUGAGCUUAGACUGGCCAAUGGUCAAUGUGUCACCAAAGGGUGUGCUGAAGGGGAUGAGGCCUACACGUCCUACUACAGUGAGGCUGAUUAUCCCAUCACAAAAGUCCUGCGGGAGCCUGUGUAUGUUGAGGUGCGCAUUAUGGAGAGGACUGACCCCAACAUUGUCCUGAUGCUGGGACGCUGCUGGGCAACUUCCACCCCCAGUCCACUCAGUCUACCCCAGUGGGACCUUCUGGUUGAUGGAUGCCCUUACCAGGAUGACCGUUACCUGACCACAUUGGUUCCAGUGACUGGAUCAUCUGGUCUUCAGUUCCCGACCCACUACAAGCGCUUUAUUGUGAAGAUGUUCACGUUUGUAGACACGGCAUCACUGGCUCCUCUGCAGGAAACGAUUUUCAUCCACUGUGGUACAGUGGUGUGCCACCCCUCAUCUCUUGGAUCAUGUGAGCAGCGUUGCAGCAGGGGACGAAGGGAUCUUCAUACAAAGAACACCUACAGUGGUCAUACUGUGGUUUCUAGUGGAGAAGUUACUCUGGUCCUCUGAAUUCAAUUGCUGCUUUAAUAAAGUGCUCAAAUCGUUAAA